Daldinia decipiens is the source of this 1338-nucleotide messenger RNA. RefSeq lists its product as uncharacterized. The transcript is spliced from 2 exons. The record is from RefSeq and is a predicted model, not a curated record. Bases 1 to 1338 code for a protein of 445 amino acids. Gene Ontology annotation, molecular function: zinc ion binding; DNA-binding transcription factor activity, RNA polymerase II-specific. Lineage: Eukaryota; Fungi; Ascomycota; Sordariomycetes; Xylariales; Hypoxylaceae. Gene Ontology annotation, biological process: regulation of DNA-templated transcription.
AUGGCGACAACUCCUCACCCUAGAUCGAGCCUACGGCGUACUGCUUGUGACCGGUGCCGGCAUUCGAAGUUGAGGUGUUUGCGCGAUGAGAACCAGGAGAAAUGCACACGUUGCUUACGCCUUGAUCUAUGCUGUUCAGUCGCGCCGGCCAAGCCACCAGGACGCCCGCGAAAAGUGGUCUCAUCACAAACCACAAUAAGCGACUUGGCAGCUGAAGCAAGUGUAUCUCCUGUUCAAAUAUUAGCAUGCAAAAGUCAUAAUACCCCAAGAACCCGGAGUGGCAUACCGCCAAGCCAGAGUCCAUAUAAUCUAUUAUUACCAAGACUUGAUAACCUUCCACAAGUCAACAAUUUAUUCAACGAGACGCCAUCGCUACCCCAAAGCGAUGUAAACAACUUCGACUUAAAUCCGAUACUACCGCUUUCCGAGCAUAGGACCCCUGAAUGGGAUGAAGCGAUCCGACUUAACUCCGGAUGUUCCGCGGCCAGGGAUCCCCUAGAGGUACACAGCCUCUUUACGGCGAAGCUGGACCGUCACGAAUGUCUCAAAGAGCUCUCCCAGCUUAACGUCGACCUUCAUGCUCAUUGGCGAGCCCUCCAAGAAUUAGACGAAAGCGGCAGUGUAAACUUUGUCACGUUCUGCGAUCAUCCGCCUCCCCCGUCCGGGGAUGGGGUUUCGCUUGCUGAGAAAUUGCUUAUUAUGGCGCAAAGAUUCCAGCAGACCAUCACGAACCUCGUCUGGGUUGUUAAGCACGAACCCAAGCCGUUACAGCAACCUGGACAUGUCGUCGCUGACGAUGGGAUCGCAACCGAUUUUUCUUCGUCUUACCUUGCAGAACCCUUAUUAGGGCCUCUGGGUCGGGAGGAUAGUUGCCAAACCACUUUUGGAGAUAUACUGACCGAACAAGACGUGCCAUUGACAUCUCCGUUCGUCUGCGUCAUCGUAAGCUGCUACGUGCAGAUAAUCAACCUUUGGGAAGUCAUGUUCUUCCACGCACACCGGCGAGCUAUCGGUAUCGACCGAUACCCCCUUACCCUCUCCGAUCCCAGCAAGGGCGUCCAGUUAGGCGCCUUCUACGUGUUCAGCGGGAGACUAGCGAGCAUGUUCUAUUGCCAAGCGGUGCUGUAUUUUCUCGACAGCAUCGACCGGGGCCUAGGCAUAUUGCCGGAGCAGAGGCAACAGGGCGGUUCGGGUCUGAUAUCCCAUGCCCGCCAUUUCGAUAUGCUCCAGAAAGAGCUUGGUGGACAGGUCACCGAGGGAGUGAACGAACGGGUCCGGGGGUUGAAGGAUAUGGUUGAGAAAGCCAGGCUGCAUACCGUACAAGAGUCGGGGAUUUAG